CCGGGAGUGCCCCCCUGAAUCGAGACGGCUACUGACUUUUCCCCUCUCAUCAAGCCUUCCCCAGUCCAACGCCGUUACCGAAGGCAUCUCCUCCUCCCCCCGAUCCAGCCAUGUCGUCGGCGCCGCCCGCCCACCAAUCCAAACCCUCCUACCAGCGCCGCCCUCCCAACCCCGGGCCGAGACAGCAGCCACCGCCGCAGCAGCGCUACGUCCCCAAAUCCGCCGCCCCUUCCGCUCCUAAACCCUCGCCCCCACCACCGCUCACCACCGCCCUCCGAUCAUCGGCCGCCCCGUCUGCAUCUGGCGCCGGCAGCAGCAGCGGCGGCGGCGGCGGAGCGGCAGAUGGGUUCGUGUUCUACCUGCCGCACGACGAGGCGGUCGCGGCCGGGCUCGGCGGCCUCGACGCCCAGGAGUCGCAGGCCGUCGUCGACCUCCUCAACGACGCGCUCGCGUCGCUCCUCCGUGCCAAGCCUCGCGAGUUCUGGCGCCAGGUUGCACAGAAUGCCUCUCUGCAUGCAUUCCUAGAUAGUUACCUACAAUUCAGACACCGGUGGUAUGAUUUGCCACACAGGGGCCCCAAAGGGACAGUUGCUGGUUUGGUUGUUGGGGAGCUUGAGCUUUGCCGCCGUGUCUUUAUGGUCCUCUACCGCAUAUCAUCAAACAAGGAUCCUGGAUCAGGCCCGGGUGAGUCCCUUAGUGGAUUGAAUUGUAAUACGACUCACUAUAGGGCGAAUUCGAGCUCGGUACCCGGGGAUCUACCAAAGUUGUUGGAUAUAUGUGCUAUAUAUGGGCAUGACAAUGGGGAGUUGACAAGUUCACUGGUUACAAAUGCAAUCGUUGUGCAGCCCAAUUUACUCGAUGGCAUCAAUACUGUCCUUCCCCAAUUCCUGGACAUUUUCCACACAAUGCAGGACAGAUGCAUGGACUCACUACAGGUGCUCAGUUCACCUGGACCAAAUGUCAGUGGACAUACCCAGCUUCAGAAAGAUUUCUCGGAGGUGCUGGAUUUUGUUAAUGAUGCAAUUAUUACUCUGGAUGCCUUUGCUGAUGCUUACCAGCCUGCUGCAUUAUCAUUAUGUGCUUCUUUUGAAAGAGGGGAUCGAGUUGAGGAAUUGUUGAACACCCUUGCAAGUUUGUAUGAUUUGUUGUUACCAUCUUUGCUUCAGGGGUUUCAAGUUAUGUCCAGUUCCCAAAGCAAUGGAGAGACUUCGUCUGAAAGUAUACUUAAUGACAUAGUUCUUGGCAUAAGAAUGCUAUCAAAGAGAGCUGUUGGAUUUGGUUGGAGAUUAUUAGAGUUCUGCUAUUUAAAUGAUCAACUUAAGGAGGAGGAUGUCCAAGCAUCUACUAAGAUGUUUCCAGCUAAAGUCGAAGAUCCUAUGAUCAGGGGAGAAAUAAUAGUUCAAAUACUCAAGGAUAUCAAUAGAGAAGCUACUUACUCUUCUAAAGGGAAUCCUGGAAAGACGUUUCUGCAAGCUCUUCAAAAGGAAUUUCAGUUGAUGAGCCGGAUUGGCGAUAUUCGGAACAAAGGAUGGAUAUACAUGGAGGAUGAGCAGUUCCAGUUCAUAUCACGUCUGUGCGGAUCCACUGUCACUUCUUGGAAUAGUGUCCCUGAUUUGCCAAUAUCUUCCCAUGGUGGUGAACUUCAACAGAAGAAUGAGGAAGCUGCUGUCAUUGAGUCCAAGAUUAGUCAGAUAAGGGACCUUCUUCCUCAUUAUGGGAAAGGUUUCCUUGCCGCUUGCUUGGAAGCCUACAACCAGAACCCUGAGGAAGUUAUCCAAAGGAUACUAGAUGGAACACUUCAUCAGGAUCUUCUAGCUUUAGAUACCUCGUUACAAGAGAUGCCACAACAACAAUCUGCACCUAGUGUUGCGAAAGAUAAAGGCAAAGGCGUACUAGUGGAAACUAUUCCUGAUAUUGCAAAUAAACCCCAUAAAGUUGAAGCCCAAUCUUCUUCAGUCUCAUCAGCAUCCAAGGCUCCUAUCUCAUGUUUAUCUUCAGUUUCAUCAGCAUCCAAGGCUCCUGCCUCAUCUGUAUCAUCAGUUCCACAAGGUAGAUUUACAAGGAAGACCAAUGAUGAUCUGCCCAACUACGCAGUUCUAGACUCGCAAAAAGCCAAAGAUGCUGUUAAGUCAGCUGUCCUUGAUUCCCAGUAUGAGUACGAGGAUGAGUAUGAUGACUCGUUUGAUGAUCUUGGCUUCAGCGUGGCGGAGUCAAGUUACGAGGAAGCAGAGGGCGCCAAUGAUGCUGAGGGUUCCUCCAGUGGCCCACGUUGGGCUUCACAGAAGAAGCCACAGUUUUAUGUCAAGGACGGGAAGAACUACAGCUACAAGGUUGCUGGUUCAGUUGCUGUAUCAAAUGCUCGAGAGGCGGCAGUCUUAAACAAUACUCAGAAAGAUACAAUUCAUGGUCUUGGUCGUGGUGGAAAUUUACCUAUUGGUGGAAAUUUACCUAUGGGAGUUCCCAACAGGCAACAUAGAGUUGUGGAGGAAGAGGAGGGUGGUCAUGCAAACAGCUUCAGCAGAGGAGGCUCGAAUCCCCGUGGUCGGGGCAGGGGCAGAAGAGGUGGCUGGGAUCAGGGUAUCCCAGCGGAGGAGAAUGAGAAUUCUAGUGGCCCACAAAGUUUUGGCCGUGAUGGAAGAAGAGGGGGCAGGAACCAUGGCAACCUACCAGAGGUAAACGAUGGUCAGCAAGGUUUUGGCCGUGGUGCAAGAAGAGGGACCAGGGAUGAGGACAACCGGCCAGAAAUGAACAACCAGCAAGGUUUUGGUCGUGGCGCAAGAAGAGGGGCCAGGGAGGAGGACAACCGGCCAGAGGUAAACAACCAUCCUAAUCCCCAGCAAGGUUUUGGUCGUGGCGCAAGAAGGGGGGACAGGGACGAGGACAACAGGCCAGAAGGGAAUAACCAUGGCCAGCAAGGUUUCGGUCGUGGUGGAAGAAGAGGGGACAGGGACGAGGACAAUAGGCCAGAAGUGAAUAACCAUGGCCAGCAAGGUUUUGGUCGUGGUGCAAGAAGAUGGGACAGGAACCAUGACGAUCCAGUGGAGGACAAUGAAGAUGGUAAUGCAGCACAAGGUUUCGCUCGAGGAGGGCCAGGCCCCCGUGGAGGCGGCGGAAGGAGAGGCGGCCGGAAUCAUAACCGGAGGGAUCAGGCGCUGAGGAAGCAUAUGCAAGGAAUGACAGGGCUUUAGCUCACCACCGUCUGAAGUUCAGCAGGAAGUGUAAAUUCGUCCAAGUGGUUUUGAGGGACAGAUGAUGUUCACAGAAGCCAAGCAUGUAUUUUGGUUGUUCCAAUUACAUUGAUACACAACAUGCAGCUGCAGCCCCCAUAGAUACUUUUUUUUUUGCUUUGAGAAAGACGUUGUAUGAAAUGUGAGAAUUCUUAAAGGUGAAUUACCAUGAAGUAGCUUGGUCGCGCAAGGAACCGUGCUGCAUUUUUGGUACUUGAAAGGUUUAUGUUGGUCCAACAAAUCCAUGUGGCCUAGUGCUGUGUGCCUUUGGAACAUGUUAUGUUUUGUAUUGGAUGGUGUGUGAAUGUGUGGCCGCAAUGGGUCACAGAAACUGGAAAUGCUUUCUCUUCUUUUGAAUGUAGACUGAAAAUCGUUGUUGUUGGGAACCUCA
Triticum urartu is the source of this 3618-nucleotide messenger RNA. The record is from RefSeq and is a predicted model, not a curated record. NCBI's taxonomy places the organism in Eukaryota, Viridiplantae, Streptophyta, Magnoliopsida, Poales, Poaceae.